This is a messenger RNA of Cercocebus atys (sooty mangabey), 661 nucleotides long. RefSeq names its product putative neuroblastoma breakpoint family member 6-like protein. The coding region runs from base 1 to 549 and encodes 182 amino acids. Lineage: Eukaryota; Metazoa; Chordata; Mammalia; Primates; Cercopithecidae. The transcript has 3 exons. The record is from RefSeq and is a predicted model, not a curated record.
AUGGCCGUAUCUCCUACCACUUGUUUUGGUCCAAACGCAGAAAUAAGCGUCCUGGAAACCAAUCAGUACUUGUGCUCUGAACUGGAAAAAUGCAAACAGAACUUCCGAGACCUCACAGAGAAAUUCCUGACAUCCAAAGCUACUGCCUACUCCCUGGCCAAUCACCUGCAGAAAUACAAGUGUGAAGAGUGCAAAGACCUUAUAAAAUCUGUGCUGGAGGAGGAGCUGCAGUUUCAGGAGAGGGAGCUGGCCGAAUUGCCGAGGCCAGCUGCAAGGCUCCGGAUACAUGAUCCCUUAAUUCAGGCUCAGGCUGAAGAACUGACCCACUUACAACAGAAGAUACAGGAAGGGAGAGGUGUCUGCUACCUUUUCACCCAGCAUGUGAAGAACACAGUUAAGUCUUUUGAGGGCCUUCUCAGGAACACUGGCAUUGCCUACUACCAGAGACAGAGAUUCUAUGAGCAAACGCUACAAGGAAGCCAGCUGACAGAGAUCCUUGUCAGAAAACUGGCCACAGGUAAGUUGGCUACAGGCUCUGAAGACCCUUAGCUCCCCCCAAGUGCUCCAAAGAGGGGAGAAAAAAUGCAAAGUUAUCUUUAUUGUAGAUUUUAUUUUAGUUUUGACUGUGGUCCUUAAUCUGCAUUCUAUUGUUUUCUCUUUA